AUGAGCGGCGGAGAUAACGGACUGUUCGUCGAAGGAUACGUGAAUAAGCAUCCUUGUAAAAUAAUCGUAGAUACGGGAGCAAAUGUAACCAUCGUGAGAACAGAUGUAGUUCGAAAAUUGAGCGAAGCGUUUCGCUGGACUCCGCUUUCUGUGACUUUACAAACAGUGACAGGUGAUAAGAUUCCCAUUGAAGGUAAAAUUAACAUUAUCAUUACCUUCGGAAUUGAGACCUACCAGCACUUAGCUUUCGUCGCUAACAUUGCGAACGAAUUAAUACUCGGACUGGACUUUUUGCAGAAGUACGACUUUACAUUGGACUUUGAACGUAACGAAAUGCGCUCUGCAAAAGAAGAUAUAACUGUGUUUGUGAACGGCAGCAUUCCCUCAGCUCACCAAGUAACAACAAAAACAGAUGUCACCAUCCCUCCGAUGACAGAAUUAUUAAUAGCCGGCUCCAUAGAAAGGAAUAGCUUCAGAUUUGGACUAAUUGAAUACCCUGAAAAUAGCCCAAGAGAGGUAUUAGUGGCCUUCUCAUUAGUAGAUCUUUCGAAAAAUUUCAUCCCUGUGAGAGUGGCGAAUGUUAGUCCCAGACUGAGAAACAUCAAGAAGGGUGAAGUGCUAGCAGCAUGCACUCCAGUUACUUGCGUUUACAAAGCCCCAUUUGAAAUUCCGAUUGAGGCAACUAGGAAAUUAAUGGAAGAACUUCUGCAGAGUGCAAAUUUAACCCAUGAACAAAGACGUGCGGCAGAGAAAACAAUUAAAAAAUUUGAAGAUCUAUUUUCUAGGUCAUCCAGAGAUGUUGGCCGCGCAAAACUGACUCGACAUCGAAUUGAUACGGGGAUCACUCUCGAUAAAGCAGCAUCCCAGACUUUUACCAUUCGCAAAACAGGAAGAGGUUGGAAAUCUUCUGAAGGAGAUGCAAGAAAAUGA
Molecule: messenger RNA, 930 nt
Organism: Stegodyphus dumicola
Lineage: Eukaryota; Metazoa; Arthropoda; Arachnida; Araneae; Eresidae
Source: RefSeq, a predicted model, not a curated record